AUGCCCACCAGUGAGACGGAGUCUGUGAACACGGAGAACGUGAGUGGGGAAGGCGAGAACCAAGGCUGCUGUGGGAGCCUCUGUCAAGCCAUCUCAAAAUCCAAGCUCAGCCGCCGCUGGCGCCGCUGGAACCGCUUCAGUCGCAGGAGGUGCAGGGCUGCCGUGAAGUCCGUCACGUUUUACUGGCUGGUGAUUGUCCUGGUGUUUCUCAACACCUUAACCAUUUCCUCCGAGCACUACGACCAGCCCGACUGGUUGACACAGAUUCAAGAUAUCGCUAACAAAGUCCUCUUGGCUCUGUUCACCUGCGAGAUGCUUGUAAAGAUGUACAGCUUGGGUCUCCAGGCAUAUUUCGUCUCUCUUUUCAAUCGGUUUGAUUGCUUCGUGGUGUGUGGAGGAAUUACUGAAACGAUCUUGGUGGAACUGGAAAUCAUGUCUCCUCUGGGCAUCUCUGUGUUUCGCUGUGUUCGGCUCUUGAGAAUUUUCAAAGUGACCAGGCACUGGACCUCCCUGAGCAACUUGGUGGCAUCCUUGUUAAACUCCAUGAAGUCCAUCGCUUCGCUGCUGCUUCUGCUUUUUCUCUUCAUCAUCAUCUUUUCCUUGCUGGGGAUGCAGCUGUUCGGCGGCAAGUUUAAUUUUGAUGAAACGCAAACCAAGCGGAGCACCUUUGAUAAUUUCCCUCAAGCGCUUCUAACGGUGUUCCAGAUUCUGACGGGUGAAGACUGGAAUGCUGUGAUGUAUGAUGGCAUUAUGGCGUAUGGGGGCCCGUCGUCUUCGGGAAUGAUCGUCUGCAUCUACUUCAUCAUCCUCUUCAUUUGCGGUAACUAUAUUCUACUGAAUGUCUUCUUGGCCAUCGCUGUAGACAAUUUGGCUGAUGCUGAAAGUUUGAAUACUGCUCAGAAAGAGGAAGCUGAAGAAAAGGAAAGGAAGAAGAUUGCCAGAAAAGAAAGCCUGGAAAAUAAAAAGAACAACAAACCAGAAGUCAACCAGAUAGCCAACAGUGACAACAAGGUCACCAUCGAUGACUACCGAGAAGAGGAUGAGGACAAGGACCCCUACCCGCCUUGUGAUGUGCCAGUAGGUGAAGAGGAAGAGGAGGAGGAAGAGGAUGAACCCGAGGUUCCUGCUGGCCCCCGUCCUCGCAGAAUCUCUGAGUUGAACAUGAAAGAGAAAAUCACCCCCAUCCCCGAAGGGAGCGCUUUCUUCAUUCUUAGCAAGACCAACCCGAUCCGCGUGGGCUGCCACAAGCUCAUCAACCACCACAUCUUCACCAACCUUAUCCUCGUCUUCAUCAUGCUGAGCAGCGCUGCCCUCGCCGCCGAGGACCCCAUCCGCAGCCACUCCUUCCGGAACACUAUACUGGGUUACUUUGACUAUGCUUUCACAGCCAUCUUUACUGUUGAAAUCCUGUUAAAGAUGACGACUUUUGGAGCUUUCCUCCACAAAGGGGCUUUCUGCAGGAACUACUUCAACUUACUGGAUAUGCUGGUCGUUGGGGUGUCUCUGGUGUCAUUUGGGAUCCAAUCCAGUGCCAUCUCUGUUGUGAAGAUCCUGAGAGUCUUACGGGUCCUGAGACCACUCAGGGCAAUCAACAGAGCAAAAGGACUUAAGCACGUGGUCCAGUGCGUCUUUGUGGCCAUCCGGACAAUUGGCAACAUCAUGAUCGUCACCACCCUCCUCCAGUUCAUGUUUGCCUGCAUCGGGGUGCAGCUCUUCAAGGGAAAGUUUUAUCGAUGCACAGAUGAAGCCAAAAGUAACCCCGAAGAAUGCAGGGGGCUCUUCAUCCUCUACAAGGAUGGGGAUGUCGAUAACCCUGUGGUCCGUGAGAGAAUCUGGCAAAACAGCGAUUUCAACUUUGACAACGUCCUCUCAGCUAUGAUGGCUCUGUUCACGGUCUCCACGUUCGAGGGCUGGCCCGCGUUGCUGUACAAAGCCAUUGACUCGAACGGAGAGAACGUCGGACCCAUCUACAACUACCGCGUGGAGAUCUCCAUCUUCUUCAUCAUCUACAUCAUCAUCGUAGCGUUCUUCAUGAUGAACAUCUUUGUGGGCUUCGUCAUCGUCACGUUUCAGGAGCAGGGGGAGAAAGAGUAUAAGAACUGUGAGCUGGACAAAAAUCAGCGUCAGUGUGUUGAAUACGCCUUGAAAGCACGUCCCUUGCGGAGAUACAUCCCCAAAAACCCCUACCAGUACAAGUUCUGGUACGUGGUGAACUCCUCGCCUUUCGAAUACAUGAUGUUUGUCCUCAUCAUGCUCAACACACUCUGCUUGGCCAUGCAGCACUACGAGCAGUCCAAGAUGUUUAAUGACGCCAUGGACAUCCUGAACAUGGUCUUCACCGGGGUGUUCACUGUCGAGAUGGUUUUGAAAGUCAUCGCGUUUAAACCUAAGGCGCUCCCGUAUGUCGCCCUUCUCAUCGCCAUGCUGUUCUUCAUCUACGCCGUUAUCGGCAUGCAGAUGUUUGGGAAAGUUGCCAUGAGAGAUAACAACCAGAUCAACAGGAACAACAAUUUCCAGACCUUUCCCCAGGCCGUGUUGCUGCUCUUCAGGUGUGCGACGGGGGAGGCCUGGCAGGAAAUCAUGCUGGCCUGCCUCCCGGGAAAGCUCUGUGACCCCGAGUCCGAUUACAACCCCGGGGAGGAGUACACCUGUGGAAGCAACUUCGCCAUUGUUUAUUUCAUCAGUUUUUACAUGCUCUGCGCAUUUCUGAUCAUCAACCUGUUUGUGGCUGUCAUCAUGGACAAUUUCGAUUAUCUGACCCGGGACUGGUCUAUUCUGGGGCCUCACCAUUUAGACGAAUUCAAAAGAAUAUGGUCCGAAUAUGACCCCGAGGCAAAGGGAAGAAUCAAGCACCUGGACGUGGUCACUCUGCUCCGCCGCAUCCAGCCCCCCCUGGGGUUUGGGAAAUUGUGUCCACACAGGGUAGCCUGCAAGAGACUAGUUGCCAUGAACAUGCCGCUCAACAGUGAUGGGACAGUCAUGUUUAAUGCAACGCUGUUUGCUUUGGUCCGAACGGCUCUUAAAAUCAAGACGGAAGGGAACCUGGAACAAGCUAAUGAAGAACUCCGAGCUGUGAUCAAGAAAAUCUGGAAGAAAACCAGCAUGAAACUACUUGACCAAGUUGUCCCUCCAGCUGGUGAUGAUGAGGUAACCGUGGGGAAGUUCUAUGCCACUUUCCUGAUACAGGACUACUUUAGGAAAUUCAAGAAACGGAAAGAACAAGGACUGGUGGGAAAAUACCCCGCGAAGAACAGCACAAUUGCCCUACAGGCGGGAUUAAGGACACUGCACGACAUUGGGCCAGAAAUCCGGCGUGCUAUAUCAUGUGAUUUGCAAGAUGAUGAGCCGGAGGAAACAAAAGGCGAAGAAGAAGAUGUGUUCAAAAGAAAUGGUGCCCUGCUUGGAAACCAUGUCAAUCAUGUUAAUAGUGAUAGGAGAGAUUCCCUUCAGCAGACCAAUACCACCCACCGUCCCCUGCAUGUCCAAAGGCCUUCAAUUCCACCUGCAAGUGAUACUGAGAAACCGCUGUUUCCUCCAGCAGGAAAUUCGGUGUGUCAUAACCAUCAUAACCAUAAUUCCAUAGGAAAGCAAGUUCCCAGCUCAACAAAUGCCAAUCUCAAUAAUGCCAAUAUGUCCAAAGCUGCCCCUGGAAAACGGCCCAGCAUUGGGAACCUUGAGCAUGUGUCUGAAAAUGGGCAUCAUUCCUUCCACAAGCAUGGCCGUGAGCCUCAAAGAAGGUCCAGUAUUAAAAGGUCUGACUCAGGAGACGAGCAGUUCCCAGCUAUUUGCCGGGAAGACCCCGAGAUACACGGCUACUUCAGGGAGCCCUGCUGCUUGGGGGAGCAGGAGUACUUCAGCAGUGAGGAGUGCUACGAGGACGACAGCUCGCCCACCGGGAGCAGGCAAAGCUACAGCUGUGGCUACCAUACCCGAUACCCAGGCAGCAGCUUGGACUUCGAGCGGCCUCAAGGCUACCAUCACCCCCAAAGCUUCUCGGAGGAUGAUGACUCACCUGUUUGCUAUGAUUCCCGGAGGUCUCCAAGGAGACGGCUGCUCCCUCCCACCCCAACAUCCCCCCGGAGAUCCUCCUUCAACUUCGAGUGCCUGCGCCGGCACAGCAGCCAGGAGGAGGUCCCGCCAUCCCCCGCCUUCCCCCACCGCACGGCCCUGCCUCUGCACCUGAUGCAGCAACAGAUCAUGGCAGUCGCCGGCCUAGAUUCCAGCAAAGCCCAGAAGUACUCGCCAAGCCACUCCACCCGGUCGUGGGCCACCCCGCCAGCGACCCCGUCGUACAGGGACUGGAUGCCGUGCUACACCCCACUGAUCCAGGUCGAGCGGUUGGAGGCCCCGGACCAGGUCAACGGCAGCCUACCGUCCCUGCACCGCAGCUCGUGGUACACGGAUGAGCCCGGCGUCUCCUAUCGGACGUUCACACCAGCCAGCCUGACCGUCCCCAGCAGCUUCCACAACAAAAACAGCGACAAGCAGAGGAGCGCAGACAGCUUGGUGGAGGCGGUUCUGAUAUCCGAAGGCUUAGGACGGUAUGCUAGGGACCCAAAAUUCGUGUCAGCGACAAAACACGAAAUUGCCGAUGCCUGUGACCUAACCAUCGACGAGAUGGAGAGUGCAGCCAGCAACCUGCUGAAUGGGAACGUGCAUCCCCGGGCCAAUGGGGACGUGGGGCCCGUCUCACACCGGCAGGACUACGAGCUCCAGGACUUCGGGCCCGGCUACAGCGACGAGGAGCCAGACCCCGGGAGGGAUGAGGAGGACCUGGCAGAUGAAAUGAUUUGCAUCACCACCCUGUAGCCCCCAGGGAGCGGCCAACUGGCUCUGGCCUCAGGUGGGGCGCCGGAGGGCCGGGGGAAAAGUGCCUCGUAGUUAGGAAAAUGUAGGCACUAGUGUGGAGUCCCUAUACAAUUAGACUUUUGUACAAGUGAUGUCAUGCCUCAAGGAAGCCAUAAAUCUGGUAGGGGACAGCCGCGCCCACAUGCUCAGCCCCAGCUGUGGGCAAGAGCAGGUCCAGCCCUCCUGGAGAGGACCAGCGAGGAGGUCGGACAAGCCCUGCCCGCUUGUCCAGAGCGCUGGCCCGCCACCCGCGGGCACGGGGGGAAGGUUUAAAGGUGAUGACGAUCACCAUACCUAUGUCAUUACCUCAGCCAUCGGUCUAGCAUAUCAGACGUUCACUGGGCCCAGCGUAUCCAUUUUUAAACCCUUUUCCCCCCAAAACACACUGCUUCCUGAUUCCUGUUCGGCUCUUCUGAAAUACAGUGUGUAAGUCAGGACCUACCUACCAGCCGUCAUCCUGAGAGGGGAGCGGGACCCUGUAAACGGGGUUUUCUGUGACGUGACGCCAGUUUACAGGAGAGAGCAUCACUCCGACGGUCGGUUUCUGACUGUCAGGCAAAGGGCAACUGUAAACUGGAAUAAAUAAUGCACUCGCAACCAGGUAAACUUAGAUACGCUAGUUUGUUUAAAAAUUCUAGAUUUACUGUAUAUGACUUGUAAUAUACUAUAAUUUGUAUUUGUAAAGAGAUGGUCUAUAUUUUGUAAUUAUUGUACCGUAUUUGAAAUGCAGCAAUAUCCAUGGGUCCUAAUAAUUGUAGUUCCCCACUCAAAUCUAGAAACUAUUAGUAUUUUUACUCGGGCUAUACAGAAGUAGAAGAAAUAGAGCCGAUUCUCAUCUAUCCAGUGGAAAUCUUUUGGGGGUGAAAUUUUAAGUUCAAAAGAACUUGGCACUGCAGAGAUUUUUCUAAACUAUU
Messenger RNA from Eubalaena glacialis (North Atlantic right whale), 5762 nucleotides. Its product is annotated as voltage-dependent L-type calcium channel subunit alpha-1D. Bases 1 to 4809 code for a protein of 1602 amino acids. Gene Ontology annotation, molecular function: high voltage-gated calcium channel activity. The transcript is spliced from 35 exons. Gene Ontology annotation, cellular component: voltage-gated calcium channel complex; membrane. Lineage: Eukaryota; Metazoa; Chordata; Mammalia; Artiodactyla; Balaenidae. Gene Ontology annotation, biological process: calcium ion import across plasma membrane. The record is from RefSeq and is a predicted model, not a curated record.